This is a messenger RNA of Rhopilema esculentum, 2633 nucleotides long. Its product is annotated as palmitoyltransferase ZDHHC17. Gene Ontology annotation, molecular function: palmitoyltransferase activity; protein binding. The record is from RefSeq and is a predicted model, not a curated record. NCBI's taxonomy places the organism in Eukaryota, Metazoa, Cnidaria, Scyphozoa, Rhizostomeae, Rhizostomatidae.
GCAAAUCGUGAAAGUGGUAGCAAUUGAAAAUGGAUAUAGCAAUUCGCGUCGCGAAAUAUAAACAGAUUCCAUUUAACAGCGGCAUUCAUGCAAAAUGGCGGAUGAAGUAGAGCCAGGAUGCGGUCCUGUUUUAGGAAGUGACAGAGAUGAGUGUUGCAGUGAAAAGGCCUAUCCCACCAACACUUUUGCUCCACCAAGUCAUAUUCCUGGAAAGAAAGGUCCAGCCCCUUCAUUUGGCAGUGCUAAUGGACACCAACAGCCAGAUUAUAGUAAAUUUGAUAUUGUUAAGGCUGCACAAUAUGGUAUACUUGAAAGAUGCCAGCAAUUGAUUGAAGAAGGAGAAGCAGAUGUCCGGGUUCCUGAUGCUGAAGAUGUUACCAUGUUGCAUUGGGCAUCAAUAAACAACAGGCUUAAUGUCAUGGACUACUUCCUAUCCAAAGGAGCCAUUGUUGACCAACGUGGAGGCAACUUGAAUGGUACCCCACUUCACUGGGCUGUCCGACAGGGACACCUUGAAGCUGUUGUCCUUUUGAUGAAACAUGGAGCAGACCCUAGUCUUGAAGACUCAGAAGGUUGCAGUGGUCUGCAUUUAGCUGCCCAGUUUGGUCACUCAGCAAUGGUUGCUUAUUUGCUAGCCAAGGGAAUGGAUGUUGAUUUGCUUGACAAGAAUGGCAUGACACCAUUAAUGUGGGCAGCAUAUAGAAGCUUUGGAAUUGAUACAAUAAGAAUUCUGCUGAACUUUGGAUCAUCUGUGAACCUGGCUGACAGGGUACACAAGAAUACAGCUCUUCACUGGGCUGUCGCAUCCAGCAACACGAAUGCUAUCAAGCCUCUUUUGCGAUCCGGAGCAAGUCUAGACUCGAGAAAUGAGCAAAAAUUGACGCCGCUAGAACUUGCCAAUGAGCGCCGCAAUAAUUGGAUAUCCCAGCAAAUCAAAGCUGCUUUGUCAGCUCGAGGAAACGAAAGAACUUCAUUCUUAUUUUCAUUGCUUCAUAAAAGGGAAAACAAAAGAAAGCUUGGUGUUUUCAUACCAAUAAUGGCCAUGUUUCUAUCAGGCACUAUUUUGGAACAUUCUCCUUGGUGGAUAUACACUGUUUUAAUGAUGGGGCUUCUUGGCUUCUCACUCAACUAUUUUUUAAGGUUUUUCAGAGAUAUGGAAGACAACACAAUCGCUCUUGGUACCUACCUUGCUACAAAGGCAUUCAUGUUCGCGACGCUUUUCAUUUAUUUUUGGUCAUUCAUCGGUCCAAAAGUUUUACUUUUGUUUACAUUAAAUGCAACUGGGCUGUUUUACUUUUUUUAUAAAUCGUGGUUGUCAGAUCCAGGAGUCAUUAAGAAUACCCCGUCAGAACAGAAAAAGAAUAUUAUUGAGUUAGCUGAAACGGGAAUGCUAAAAGAUUUUGGAAGAUUCUGUGCGACAUGUUUAAUACGACGACCAGUGCGCUCAAAGCAUUGUGGGGUUUGUAACAAAUGUAUUGCAAGAAUGGAUCAUCACUGUCCGUGGGUUGAUAACUGUGUAGGUUACAAAAACCAUCACUUCUUCUUCUGGUAUAUAUUUUUCUUGUUCUGGAUGAAUGUUUGGUACCAAUGGGCAGCAGUUACAUAUUUCAACAUUCACUGUGGGCCAUUCAAGAAAGGGAUACUCUCAUCUAUUGUCACAGUUUGUGAAUGUGCCCCAUGGGUGACAUGGGGUUAUGCACAUGCUCUGUUCCAUGGUCUCUGGGUUGGUGCUCUAGUCAUUUGUAAUUGCUACCAGAUAUUCUGGUUAGGAAUGACAACAAAUGAAAGAAUGAAUGCAGCAAGGUAUAGGCACUUCAACGACAACACAACUGGACAAAUUCGAAGCCCUUUCACGCGCGGAGUCAUACAAAACAUUGCAGAUUUCUUCGAAAUUUCAUUUUUUGGUCUAGUUAGACCCAACAAAGUUGAUUGGAUGAGUGAGCAUGAUGUUGGAAGGUUUAAAGACGAUGAACUUUCGUGGAAAAGCCCCAGCCAUAUUGUAUAGAAUUUGCCAUUUAUCUAAUUUGCCAUGGAAAGGACAAACAAGACACCAUCUGCAUUCUGACAAAGUAGAAGGGCUCCCCUCGAGCCAUGAAAUGUUGUUUUAAAUUACAAAGCAACAAACAAACGAUUAAAUUUUGUACCAUUGAAACUGAAUAUUGCUUGACACAAAAUUAGACCUAAAUCAUGCAGUUGAUCGUUGUUUUUAAAACCUGUAAAAUUGGAAGUAAAUAACUGGGAAAGUCUUAACGCCGUCAAACUUGCAUACGUUGGCUUAUUCAACCAAGAUAAGUUAAUUUGACGAAAAUGCAAAAUCUAACCCAAAAGCAUAGAUUCACGAAUGUAAAAAAAGCUUUCAUUAUAUAAGAGCAUAUAAAAUCAAAAUUGAUAGCUUUGUUUCAGUAAAGAACUUAAUGAAAUGGCAUCACUAUUCAUGAUUGUCAAAAGUCUCGAUCUCAAUGUUUUAACCUCGACUUUACCGAGUGACAACUACUCCUUUCUAGUUGAAUUCAACCUAUUUGUUAAAAUUAUUAUUUGUUUGCAAGACUUAUAAAAACGCUUAAUAUUACGUUUGUCAGAAAACAUUAAAUUGAGUUUUUAUAAAUGUGUUUGCAUUUAUUUCUAUUAUUGAA